AUGAAUGCUAAGCCCUUAUGGUUACUACUUAGUGAUAUUCAUUUCGGAUCACGUGAUCUUGAUAGAGUCAUACGAACUUCAAACUGGAUUGCCUCCCUUCCCAAGUCUCAUACAAAUAUUCGUCGCGCGAUCAUCUGCGGUGACCUACUCACGACACGUACUUCUCAGCCAACUCACGUCCUUUCAGCAUGCUACCGCUUCUUAAACAAGCUGGUGGAGGCCGUGCCGCAUGUCGAUAUCAUCCUAGGCAAUCAUGACUUGGCCUACCGUUUAGAUUACACCACUUCAGCCUUAGAGGCGCUUUCGAUUAAUCGACUAGCCCCCUUCGUAACUCUGCAUACGAAAGUGGGAUGUCACGAAUGGGAUGGCCGAAGGGUAUUUGUGAUGCCGUUCCGCGAAGACCAGAGCCAAAUUGUCAAGGAGAUACAUAACUUAGACCCAAAGAGCGCCGCCCAGACGAUUGGGUUCGGACACCUGGCCAUAAACCGGGCUAUAACACAGAAAUACACCGUAAAUUCGGAGACUGGAAAGCCUGGUUUCUCCGUCAGGUAUCCCGGCCUUACUAGUGUAGGUGGAUUCGCGCCGUUAGCGAGGACAUUUACUGGCCACUUUCACAGCCACCAAACGAUUCUCCAAGGUACGAGCGAAAAGAAUCAGGAUCUUCAUGGAAGUAUAACAUAUAUUGGGGCACCGUUACAGCUUACGUGGGCGGAUCUGUUCGACACCAAGAAAGGUGUCAUUUUGCUUGACCCCGAGACUCUACAAAAUGACCUUAUCUGUAACCCACACGCGGUCGGUUAUGUGUCGAUGGAUAUCCAAGAUAUACUCUCGGGUCAGAUGGACGAGGAACAUAUCCGUGAUAAGCAUGUCAUGAUUACAGGGAACUUAUCAAGAUACAAAUACAUUUCAGCUAGAGAAAGCCUGGUUCAAUUAGGAGCGCGCAGCGUAAGAGAUUGGAAACCUUUUGAGCCAGCGUGGCAAUCCCAGAAAUAUGGUAUUGGCAAGACUAUGCUUCCUGUUGACAUUCGAAACCUGCCGAAUAUAGGGAGCAAUAAAUUUUCAGGGGAAACGGGAGACAUCAAAUCUUCUGAUUCCAUUCAUCGCUCGGACAUUGAUUCACCAAGACCGAUAGUCGAGCAGAUAGAGCGCGAGCCGAUUGACCUUAGCGAAGUUACCGACGAAUACGUAUCUUCUCUAAGUCUUGGAUCUGCUCUUGAGAGCAAGCGAGAGUUAUUAGCUGCCGUAGGAAAGCGACUUGUAAACAUUGGGAGCUCCGCUCGCGACAAGGUCAACGACACGAUCAAGUAUAGAGAUGUUCUCAACUUAUCCACAUCCUUAGCUAUUCCAUCAAACGAAUCUCCACGCAUCUUCAUUGCACACCCUAUUGCUAUCGAAAUUACAAAUUUCCUCGGCGUCCAGGGCACUCUUGAGCUUCAGUUUGAGCGUCACUUUCAACCUGGUAUGAACUUCAUAAUCGGAAAAAAUGGCGCGGGUAAGACGACGAUAAUCGAGGCAAUCGUAUGGUGUCAAUUUGGGCAGUGUAUCAGGGACGGGCUUGGGGUAAACGAUGUGGUCAACGACGUCGUCGGGAAGAACUGCAACGUCCGUCUUACGUUUGCCAAUGGGUAUUCGAUUUCGCGGUCCAGGAAGCAUAGCGAAUUUCAAAAUCGCGUGAUUGUGGAAAAGGACGGUAUUGUACAACCUCAGUUUGAAGGACCUAGCUCCAGAAGUUCCCAGGCUUCUAUCAAUGGAUUGUUAGGUGUAGACUUCGACACGUUUAUCAGAACGAUUCUUCUGGGCAACGAAAGCACACGUAGCUUCUUAAGCGCCUCGCAACUACAGAAGAGACAGCUGAUUGAAGCCGCUUUAGAUGAGGAGCUAGGCGUAAAGAAGUCGCGGCUCAAUGAGGUUACUCAUACAAUCACGCACCUCAAAGGUCGGGUUUCCCAAAUGGUUAAAACGCUGAAACGUUUAUUUGGCGAGGCAGAGAAUAUCAUUGACCAGCUGCAACGCGAAGACCAAAAAUACUUUGUAUCUCUGAACGAGAAAGAUCUCAGGAUAAAGCAGCUUAGGGAGGAACUUGGGAGUGAGCAAUUGCCAAAUCUAGAGCCUGAGCUUUCAGAGCUCCGAAAAGGCGUUUCGAGAGCACACGGCGAAGUAGGAAAACUUGGUGCAUUAGCAAAACUUGCGCAGGCUCGUUUAUCAAUAGAUCGUAAGGGGACAGCUAUCAAGCAGGAGAUGGUAGCUACUAGUACGCAACUAGGUGAUUUCGAAAAAACAGUCGAACGUCUACUGGGAGAGAACGAAAUAUUGGAGAUUCCACCUCCAUCCGCCAACGAGAACGAUGGCAAAGCGGAGCGUAGCAGGCAAGGGUUUCUGCCGAGUAUCAUGCUCAUAUUUCGGGAUGUCUGGAUAUCUGUGCUUAGAUUUAUUAACUUACGAGAUACUCCUAACAUCAUGAAAAUAGAGCAGCGAUGGCAGAACCACCUGAGGGCAAUCGUUGCCUUCGACGACACCAUCAGGGAAGUACAACCCAAAAUUGCGACUAUGACGGAGGUUAUAUCAAAUUUCUCCAAAGAUAUUUCCCGACGAGAUAUUAUGAGCAUAACGGUACGACAAGCAUUGCACAUUCCCACUCAGCUAGGUGCCGCCAUUGAUGAGUUACAACAUGCGACAAGCCAAUACGAUCGUCUCCAACAGCAAUAUGAGAGCCAAAGGCAGAAGCGACUUCGCAAACAGCAGGAUCUAGAGGGACGAGAAAGGGACAUUGAUACGACGAGACAAAAAUGGCAAGUGUCGUUAGAUCGGUACCACCUAAUGCUCUCCAGCAAGGAAAAAGAAAUUACUACCUAUAAAGAACACCUCCAAUCGGAUGCCGAAUCCCUUUUUGACCUCGUCCGCCAAGCAGCCGGUCUAAGGAAAGAGGCUGCAGAAAUACACUCGCACAGGGAAAUAUUCGCCUUUUGGCAAUCUGCUUUUACGCGACGGCAGGUAGCAAAGGCUACGUUUCGGCAUCACGUCACCGAGCGACAUCUAGGGGAGCUAAACAAACUUCUAGGACAGAUUCUGCUAGUAAUGUAUCAGGAUGCAAACUACGCGCGCAAUAUGACUUCUGGCACCAUCGGAGCACUCUUCAAAGAAGAGUACCAGGAUGGCGACAACCGCGAUGUUAAUCAGGAGUCUACAUCAGUGCUUGAACCGUCUCUAUCGAUGAAUCAGGCACUUGAUUACGCAAAGCGAAGUGGUGGCGAACGUAAACGCGUAGAUCUAGCGUUAUUCUUCGCGCUAUCUAUGAUGGCGGGGGCCAGAAGUCCCCAUAUGGCGAGGUACAUGCUUGUUGACGAAGCCUUUGACUCCUUAGACGUAAGCGGCCAAGCUUCCGUGCUUAAAUGGUGCCGCUGGAUGGCGGAGCGGCUAUCGUACGUCUUAGUUAUUACGCAUAGCCCAAACCUCGUCAAGCUCGCCGAGGAGGAAAGCGAUGCUGGCGGUGGUGCAGGGGCAAAUAUUAUUACCAUUAGGGCUGGUAAUAAAGGCACCGAGUUGAUGGAAAUGCCAGAGUCUAUAGCUACUUCGCCUACUUAA
Daldinia childiae is the source of this 3582-nucleotide messenger RNA. RefSeq lists its product as uncharacterized. The coding region runs from base 1 to 3582 and encodes 1193 amino acids. Lineage: Eukaryota; Fungi; Ascomycota; Sordariomycetes; Xylariales; Hypoxylaceae. Gene Ontology annotation, biological process: double-strand break repair. The record is from RefSeq and is a predicted model, not a curated record. Gene Ontology annotation, molecular function: ATP hydrolysis activity. The transcript is spliced from 2 exons.